UUGGGGGACUCCCGGGAUCCCGGUCCCGGAUCAGGAGGAGGAGGAGCCUCGGUGGAGGAAGUAGCUCCACAGAUUGGAUGAGAAGCAGUUACCUCCAUAGUGAGAGUGUCGCAAACCACUGGAUUGUUAAACUACACGCCACAAAAAAAGAAAAGAAGAAGAACAUCCUCAGGAGGAAAACACACGCCUUCGAGGAGUUGAAGAUUUAUCCUUAAAAAAAAGAAAACCAACAGAAAAAAAAAAUCUCCCAGGUACAGGUUGAAGCGGUGCAGCCGGUCCAGAAGCGAGCAUUAUGCAUUCAGACUGCAGGCUGCUAUGGGCAGAGCGGUAAUGGUGGGCAGGGGACCGACAGGGGCCGCCGGGGUUCUCGUCCUGUCCGUCCUCAUCAUCCUCACCACGGAGGGCUGCCGAGCGCAGAAAGGUGAUGGCUGUGGCCCCAGCGUGCUCGGCCCGAGCAGCGGGACUCUGUCCUCUCUGGGCUACCCGAGGACGUACCCCAACGACACGGUGUGCGAGUGGGAGAUCAGCGUGCCUCGCGGCAAGAGGAUCCACUUCCGCUUCGCCUCGUUGGACAUAGAAGACAGCGACUGCCAGGUCAACUACCUCCGCCUCUACAACGGCAUCGGACCAGAGAGGAGUGAGAUUGUGAAGUACUGCGGUUUGGGUCUGAAGGUCAACGAGCUGAUCGAGUCCACUGGCAACCAGGUCACUGUCCAGUUCAUGAGUGGGACCCACCACACCGGACGUGGAUUCUACCUGUCCUACUCCACCACCAGUGAAGAUUCAGAUCUAAUCACCUGUCUGGACAAAGGAACUGAUUUCCCCGAGGCAGAGUUCAGUAAAUACUGUCCAGCGGGCUGCUUGACAUCUACAGAGGAGAUUUCUGGAACAAUACCGAAUGGCUAUAGAGAGUCCUCCCCUCUGUGUGUGGCAGCCGUCCAUGCAGGUGUGGUGUCCAACGCUGUGGGAGGGAAGAUCAGUGUGGUCAGCAGCAAAGGCAUCCCUCACUAUGAGGGCACACUGGCGAACAAUGUCACUUCCACUGGAGGAACUUUGUCAAACAGCCUCUUCACCUUCAAGACCAACGGCUGCUAUGGAACUCUGGGUUUGGAGUCCGGUGGUGUUGCAGACACUCAGCUCAAUGCUUCGUCAGUGUGGGAGUGGAGCAUCAUCACCGGUCAGCGCAACGUGUGGGCACCGACGGGGGCACGGCUCAAAAAGACCGGGCUGCCCUGGGCACCUUCUCACAGCGACCAGCAGCAGUGGCUACAGGUGGAUCUCAAGAGAGAGAAGAGAAUCACAGGUAUCAUCACCACCGGUUCUACCCUGAUAGAGUACAAGUACUACGUUUCAGCGUACCGGGUCCUGUACAGUAACGAUGGCAAGCAGUGGUCCAGCUACAGGGAAGCAAAUUCUACACAAGACAAGAUUUUCCAAGGCAACAUCAACUACCUGCAUGAGGUGAGGAAUAACUUCAUUCCACCAAUUGAGGCCAGAUUUGUGAGGGUAAAUCCCACCUUGUGGCACCAGAGAAUAGCGCUCAAGCUGGAGCUGCUCGGCUGCCAAGUUCCUCCUCCAGUGAGGCCAUGGCCGAGGAUGCCGAGGCUACCCCCCUCUCAUUACCCUCCACAUCCUGCGGGUACAAAACGCCCCCCUCACCUCGGCCAAACCACUCACACCCCAGAUAUCAGAAACACCACUAUGCCUCCCCACACUGGUAAAGAUGUGGCGCUGGCAGCGGUUCUGGUUCCUGUGUUGGUCAUGGUCCUCACUGCUCUCAUCUUGAGUGUGGUUUGUACUUGGCACUGGAGGAACAGGAACAAGAGCUCCGAAGGAACUUAUGAUCUUCCUCACUGGGAUCGCACAGACUGGUGGAAGAGCAUGAAGCAGCUGCUGCCUUCCAAGAUGGUGGAGACUGAGGAUUCAGUUCGGUACAGCAGCAGCGAAGUUGGCCGGCUAACGGGGAGAGGAGCUGUACCACGACUACACGCUGAACCUGCAGAAUAUGCCCAACCACUGGUGAGCGGUGUAACAACAUUAGGCGCGCGGUCCACCUUCAAACCGGAUGAGGGACCUGAUCCAGGAUACUCGGAUCCAGACCUGUAUGACGCUCCCAUCUCACCAGACGUAUACCACGCCUACGCGGAACCACUGCCAGCUUCGGGAUCUGAAUACGCUACGCCCAUCGUGGUCGAUAUGGGUUGCCACCUACCGGGGGGGUCCACUUUGAACCAGGCCUCCACGGUGUGCAGCUUCAUGGGUGCACGGACAGACAGCGGUCAGUCAGGGAGGCUGGCGUACGAUACACCCAAAAAUACCACUGGACAGGUAACGCCGACUGAGGAUCUGACCUACCAGGUACCUCAGAGUAGCACUCAAAAGCCAACAGGACAGAGCUGAAGAGUCGGGAUGCAUAACGGCCUUAAUCUGCCCCUCACCACCAACACAACCCAACGGACAAAGAUUAGAGGGUUGUAGGAGGAGGAGGCGGUGGUGUGAACCUGUGAGCCCUUGAGCCUCGGCUUGAGUCUUGAAUGAACACUACCUUAGCUUUAGAUUCAUCUGGAGAUGUCUGUAUUGCCUAAACAUUUCUGCAUGGCCACCAACUGCUUGUGUAGUGCCAUUACAGUCCUAUCACUGAAACCACAAAGAUGAAUGUGUUUGUGCCAGGUGUGAGAGUUUGGAGAUGGAUGAGCGGGAAGGAGAAAGCUGACUACUAUUUGAUAAAGACUGUGUCCCUGUUCUGUGAUUCUUAGUAGGUCUUUCAUCCUGUGAAAACUGUGAUUUCCAUUCAGUUAAACGCUAAACCAGGUUCAACUGUAAUGUACCUGGCGAUUCAUCAAAUCUAAGGGUUUUCUUACUGAAUUAAUUGCAUGUUGCAUUAAGUACCCUACAUCUGAGAGUAACGCCUUUGUACAGAACUCCCUUUUCACGGUACGUUUAUUGUCUUACUUUGUUUAAAAGCAUGACUUGAAAUUGUGUAUAGUUUUAGCAAUUCCAUUACUGCAAUCCUGUUUAAACUCAAAUGAUUUUACUGAUAUUUAUUUUUAUUUCACAUCCUGCUGAUAAGGAGAGAUUUUUUUUUUUUUUAAAGUAAUAAACACCCCUCCACUACCCUCACUGAUGGCAGAUGAAAAAAAACUGAGGUUUGCACUGUUGUGGACACCUGACUGACAAUAAGUAGUUUUUUUUUGAUAAAUCCUGUCAGAUGUUUUAACUUGAAGAGGCUCAUCGGGAGAAUCAGUCCAGUGAAAUUCCCAAAGAGAAAGUGCUUUUAGUCGUAUCAGAGACCAAAUGUUGCCUUUUCCGUGUUUAUACAGUGUCGAUUCACAACAGAUCGGACUUUCGCAAUCGUGCCAAGUUUAGCCAAAUCAUUCAUAAAAGCAGUCUUAACGUAGUGAGUUAAAUGAUGUGUCUUUGAAACAAAAGGUACAGCAAAAAGUGGUAGAUGAGUAAAUAUGUUACAGCUGUGAUCAUUUCAUAGUUUGUGUGUUGACUUUUAUUUGUGGAUCAUAAUGAUUGUCUGGUGUUGAUGUGGGUGUUUGAUCUGUUUUAAUGCAUUUUGGGGUUCCCUCCUUGUAUCUAUGUGCAUCAGUGUCUGUAUGUACAGUAAGUUGUUCCCAUAUUUCAGCCUUGUGUGUGUGUGUGUGUGUGUGUGUUUUUUGGACUGUGUAUGAGGCUUAUAGGUGUAGUAGAACGUCGUCUGUAGCACCGGUAGACUGCAUUCCUCUCCUGUCCAACCUGUGGUACUGAUCUGACCAAACGCUCGGUGGUUAGGAGAUGCAGAUGGAGGGGAAACGAACAAGACAAGCUGCUUUAUAACUUUACAGAAGAUCAACCUCGCCCGAGGGAAAGUGUUGCUCAAACAGCUGUGCCACUGUCAUGCUUCGAUUAUGCUCAGUAACCAGAGUUGUGGUGCUUCCUGGUCACGGAGGGGUUGUGUUUAUGUGGCUCUCACUGAUUGUAUAUAGAGAAAUAAAGAGUUUUUAAAAGA
Molecule: messenger RNA, 3994 nt
Organism: Stegastes partitus (bicolor damselfish)
Lineage: Eukaryota; Metazoa; Chordata; Actinopteri; Pomacentridae
Gene: dcbld2
Product: discoidin, CUB and LCCL domain containing 2
Exons: 15
Coding region: 316-2400 (694 amino acids)
Biological process (GO): wound healing
Cellular component (GO): plasma membrane
Molecular function (GO): signaling receptor activity
Source: RefSeq, a predicted model, not a curated record